This is a messenger RNA of Salmo salar (Atlantic salmon), 3052 nucleotides long. RefSeq names its product vesicular glutamate transporter 1-like. Lineage: Eukaryota; Metazoa; Chordata; Actinopteri; Salmoniformes; Salmonidae. Gene Ontology annotation, biological process: synaptic transmission, glutamatergic; neurotransmitter loading into synaptic vesicle; transmembrane transport. The record is from RefSeq and is a predicted model, not a curated record. Gene Ontology annotation, cellular component: synaptic vesicle membrane; excitatory synapse. Gene Ontology annotation, molecular function: neurotransmitter transmembrane transporter activity; L-glutamate transmembrane transporter activity.
UGUGGUACUGUAAGGUUAUUUUAUGAUAAAGAUGUCAGUGAUGUCAGGAAUGAAAAUAUGAAUAGUAAUUUCAUCUAUUCAAUCAAAACAAAAUAGCCUAAAAUAAAAGCUAAUAGCACUACUGAUAAUAUGGCCGGAUCAGAGCGCAUCCAUGUUUGUGUUCUUACAGUUAUUAUGGCAACAAACAGAACUCAAACAGCCACGGUAUGUAUGUCUACUUAAGUGAGUUAAGUGAGUUUACUCAAGAUAGUGGUUAUACCUUUUACUCACAUCUAAUCUCAGGCGACCACUCUGGCUCUAAAUUACCUGUUUCUCCAGUAGGCUACAUGUGUGUCAGUAUAGAGUCAUCUAAUGCCCGUCAUUCAGUGUGGUACGAGAAUAGCCAGGCUACUUAAGACGCCGGGUUUAUGGAAAGGAAGUGACAGAUUCUCGCUACACACAAUCGGGCAGAUUAGCCUUGAGGUCAGUGAUCUGGUUUCAGCACCAUGGAUAGUGACACUCGCGGCCAAACAGCGCGCGAUCAUUCAUUGUCACACAUUUUGAUUUUUUUGAGAAGUUAUUUUUUAAUUGCUAAACACUGCUAAAACAACGUAUUUUCUCAUCGCGAUUGUGUAAAAUGUAGGCAUGGGAAGUUUUUGUUCUUUUAUCUUGAAUUUCUACUCACGGCUCACUUUGAAUUAGGCUAAAAUAAUCACAAAUAGGAGUUGGACCAGCAUAGGGGGUGGACCAGCGAGUUGAUAAAGGGAAGCAAGGUUUGAUGGUAUGUGAGUGAGAGGUUAAGGGCGGAGAGAGAAGGUGAUAGUGAAUAGGGCUGCGCGCUCAAGCGGGAGUGCACGCGGACAGCAAAUCGGUCGGAGACUGGAGUCGCAAGGAUGGAGAUACGACCAGAAAGGUUUAAAAUCGUCGCGGGCCAGACCCUCGGAAAAUUACACAAAAUCCUAGAGAAGCGGCAGGAAAAUGGUGAGACCAUCGAGCUCACCAAUGAGGGCCAGGCGGUUAUCGUGGAGGAGAAGGAGAUGCCCGUGGUGGACUGCACCUGCUUCGGCCUGCCACGGCGCUACAUCAUCGCCAUCCUUUCCGGCCUGGGCUUCUGCAUCUCUUUCGGCAUCCGAUGCAACUUGGGCGUGGCCAUCGUCAGCAUGGUCAACAACCAAACCAUCUACAAGGGCGACAAGCCAAUCCUUGUGAAAGCUCAGUUCAACUGGGAACCAGAAACGGUUGGAAUGAUCCAUGGGUCAUUUUUCUGGGGAUACAUAGUAACCCAAAUACCCGGGGGAUUCAUCUGUCAAAAAUUUGCAGCCAACAGAGUCUUUGGCUUUGCCAUAGUGGCCACCUCAUGCCUGAAUAUGUUGAUCCCUUCGGCAGCACGAACUCACAUUGCCUGUGUUAUCCUUGUCAGGAUAUGUCAAGGACUCGUGGAGGGUGUUUCAUACCCAGCGUGCCACGGCAUCUGGGCAAAAUGGGCCCCACCUCUUGAAAGAAGUCGAUUGGCCACGACAGCCUUUUGUGGGUCCUAUGCAGGAGCCGUGAUAGCCAUGCCACUGGCUGGAGUGCUAGUCCAGUACUCAGGGUGGUCGUCUGUCUUCUAUGUCUAUGGCAGCUUUGGGAUCUUCUGGUAUCUCUUUUGGAUCCUGGUGUCGUACGAGAGCCCGGCAGCCCACCCCACCAUCACAGAACAGGAGCGGAAAUACAUUGAGGAGGCUAUCGGAAUGUCAGCCGCUAACUCUACACCUGUUACGAAAUGGAACACGCCUUGGAGAGCCUUUUUCACUUCGAUGCCAGUCUACGCCAUCAUCGUGGCCAAUUUCUGUAGAAGCUGGACCUUCUACUUGCUCCUCAUCAGCCAACCUGCAUAUUUUGAAGAAGUGUUUGGGUUUGAGAUCAGCAAGGUGGGCUUGGUGUCGGCUCUCCCCCAUCUAGUGAUGACCAUCAUCGUGCCGAUCGGUGGCCAGCUGGCUGACUACCUGCGCACAAACAAAAUCAUGAGCACCACCAACGUCCGGAAGAUGAUGAACUGCGGAGGUUUCGGAAUGGAAGCCACCCUGUUGCUAGUGGUCGGGUUUUCUCAUACGAAAGUGGUGGCUAUCACCUUUUUGGUUCUGGCUGUGGGCUUCAGUGGGUUCGCUAUUUCAGGCUUCAAUGUGAACCACCUGGACAUUGCUCCCCGCUAUGCCAGUAUCCUCAUGGGCAUCUCCAACGGGGUGGGCACUCUGUCUGGCAUGGUGUGCCCGCUCAUUGUUGGUGCCAUGACCAAACAUAAGACGCGGGAAGAGUGGCAGUAUGUGUUUCUCAUCGCUGCACUCGUUCAUUACGGCGGUGUUAUAUUCUAUGGACUUUUUGCCUCCGGAGAAAAACAGUGGUGGGCAGAGCCCGAGCAACUUAGCGAUGAGAAGUGUGGAAUUCUGGAUGAGGAUGAGCUGGCCAAUGAGACGGAGGAGUUGUACCGUACUAGCGGAGAAGGAGGCUACGGAGCAACGAUCCAAGCUCAGGAUCCCAACGGAGGAGGAGGAGGUGCAGGAACCUGGGUCUCGGACUGGGAUAAGACUGAGGAGUUAGUACAACCACCAGGAACCAAUAGCUACCUGUACAGAGGAGAGGAAGACAGGGAGCUAACAUAGAGGGACUUACAGGUAGGAGUUACAGAGUGGGGUAGAAGACAGAAAGAGUAGAUAGUUUCCUUUUGGCACAGGAACUUGGAAAGAGGUGGGGUGGGUGGUUGGGAUGAGGGUGAGGAGCGGAAGAAGGGGAGGACCAAAGUAUUAUUUACGGAGAACUGAAAAAGAUUGUACAACAGCGGAAAGAGGAUGAGCCAUGUACUAAGCAUCUGUACAGUGCUUUCGGAAAGUAUUCAGAUCCCUUGACUUUUUCCACAUUUUGUUAUGUUACAGCCUUAUUUUAAAAUGGAUUCAAUCGCUUUUUCCCCUCGUUAAUCUACACACAAUAACCCAUAAUGACUUAGCAAAAACAGGUUUUUAUUUUUUAUUUCAAAGAAAAAACUGAUAUCACAUUUAUAUGUAUUCAGACCCUUUACCCAGUACUUUGUCGAAGCACU